AUGGCCUUCUCAACCCAAAUAAACCCCGCAACAAGCGCGAAGUCCAACCCAAAAGUCAAGACAAUCUCCAACCCCCGCCGCCUCCUAAUCCUCUCACCAACCUCGCAAUCCAUCUCGAUAAUCCCUCCCCUCCUAACUUCCUUGACGGGCACACCAAUCGAAAAUCCACCGCAACAAGAUACAAAACCAACCGUGCCGGACAAUGCAUCACCGAACACCGAAACACCACCAACGACUACCACAUUCGCUGGGUACACAACCCACGCGCCUCUGUCCCUCUCAACAAAAUAUUACACAGCCGAAGUCCCACUCUGGGUAGAUGAAAUUCCGCUUCCCGCGCCCCAAACUUCCGAAUCGGAACCGGAAACGCAGACGCCAACAGCAGAACAAUGGAAAACAGAAUUCCUAAGUCCGGAAGCUGAUAUCGUCCGCGAUGCUGUCGGUGCAUUAGCUGUAUGCGCGCAUAUUCCAUCCGAGUCAAACACACCUCCGACCUCGAAUCCAGAUACAGAUGGGCAGGCAGACCCAGACAAAGAUCCAGCCAAGCACCCCGAUGUCGUUGCUCUCUUGACACUAAUGCGGAAUGUUGGCGCUGUUAAGGGACGUAUUGAUGAGGAAAGAGGUGGGGUCGGUGAUGUUCCCGGUAUAUUUGUUUUAGUUGGGAAGAAGGGUGGUAUUUCUCAAUCUGGAACUGCGUCUGGGAACCGUGAUGCAGAUGCAGAUGCAGAUGAACUAGCUCUUGGUGUUGAGGAGGAUGACCUUGGUGGUGAGGAUGCAACCCCGUUCUCGGUUGGGUGGUGGGAGGAUCAAUUCUAUGAUCUGGGAUUGUUGGGGUGGGAGGUUGUUCAGUGGGAUCCUAAGGGUGAUGGGGAGGAGGGGAAAGAAGGGGAGAUGAGGAAUGUUUAUGGAGAACGAGUGGGCAUGCCUCGUAUCAAGGAAGUUCUUGAAACGCAUGACUGGUCUGCUUCUGGAUCGGGGGGUCUUGGGCUUGAUGGGGAACAAGAUCCUGAUAUGGAUUCUGACGAUGAUCUCGAGGAUCAAUUGUUAGGUAUGUCAUCUGGGCAGACUCGUGGCUUUGGAAAUGAGGUCCAUGAGUUGGAGCGGGAGAUGUUCGGAUUGCGGAUGGCAAUUGAGCGGGGUGGUGGUGAUGGGUUUGGAGAUGAAGAAGAGGAGGGAGAGGACAAUGGUGACGAUGAGCUUGAUGUUGAGUCUAUGGAGGCAUUGAUGAUGCGCAUGCAGGCUAUUAAGGAUAUGAGCAAUGAAUUGCCUGAAGAUCAGCGCAAGCGGUUUGCAGCUAAGGCGGUGCAGGAUAUCAUGCGCGAGCUUUGA
This is a messenger RNA of Penicillium antarcticum, 1329 nucleotides long. Its product is annotated as adaptin-binding domain-containing protein. The record is from RefSeq and is a predicted model, not a curated record. Gene Ontology annotation, biological process: vesicle-mediated transport. Bases 1 to 1329 code for a protein of 442 amino acids. NCBI's taxonomy places the organism in Eukaryota, Fungi, Ascomycota, Eurotiomycetes, Eurotiales, Aspergillaceae. Gene Ontology annotation, molecular function: protein-macromolecule adaptor activity. The transcript is spliced from 3 exons.